Solea solea (common sole) is the source of this 6152-nucleotide messenger RNA. RefSeq names its product G protein-coupled receptor 173 (gene gpr173). The record is from RefSeq and is a predicted model, not a curated record. Lineage: Eukaryota; Metazoa; Chordata; Actinopteri; Pleuronectiformes; Soleidae. Gene Ontology annotation, molecular function: G protein-coupled receptor activity. The transcript has 2 exons. Bases 1085 to 2269 code for a protein of 394 amino acids. Gene Ontology annotation, biological process: G protein-coupled receptor signaling pathway. Gene Ontology annotation, cellular component: plasma membrane.
CUCAUGGAUCAUUCAGACGGGAUUUCAUCGCAGCUGAAGUUGUCUGUUACCGAGCGUCGGAUGAAAACUGCCCGACAGCAACGGCUCUGCUGUGGACACCGCCGCACUGAGGACGGUUGUCUCUGCGUGGUUUCUCCCGUCUUUGCCCGGGAGAUGUCUGUUUUUUGCUGACGGGCUGCGGGACAGGAUGAGGAUGAGGAUGGGGAUUGUCGGUGCCAUCAUCCCGCAGCCUGGACCUGUCUUCUGCUGCUGCUGCUCGGGGCUUUCUGGCCUCUGAACAACAGCAGAUUUUCCUCCCGAGCAGAAGCUCUGAGGUUGAAGCUGAAAGGAUUUGUUUUUCAACCACCAACAUGAUGAUGAUGAUGACGGUUGUUGGGACAAUGCAGAGGGAAGUGCGGCGGUGGAUCGACAGGUCUUCGAGAUGAUGAUGAUGAUGAUGAUGCUCCACCACCACCACCACCACCACUACAGGGCGUCUGCCGGUGUCCGUCAUCUUCUCCAGGGGAAGAUGAGUCCACAGCUGCAGGAGGAGGAGGACACUACUACAGGCUGUGCUUUGUGAAAAACCUGCCCGGAGACACGAGUCAACGCCUCACACACACACACACACACACACGCACAUACACACUAUCUGUGGACAAGCAUGAUGAUGAGACUGACAUGACAUGAUGACAUGACAUGCACAAGAAAAAAGAGGAAACACAGCUUUGGUUUCUUUGUAGCCUCAGUCUUUUAAAGGGAGUCUGCAACAGGCACAGAGAAGUGAGCAGUGACAUUGCUGCUGCUACUGCUGCUGGUGCAGGUGCAUCACUGUAGACUGCAACACACGGCCUGCCUGCCUGCCUGCCUGCCUGCCACAGUGUGGAGGACAAGCAGCCCACAGCAGGAUCCUGGAGGGGCUCAGGAGGUGAGGAAUCACAUCACACCAUCAAAGGGACCCUGCUCAUAAUGGGGCAAUGUGGAUUAUGGUGUUCCUGUUCCUUGUGAACUGCAAAAAGGAAGCAACCACGAGGACGACGGAACUACUAGCUGACGGAGGAGGUGGCGGGGCAGUGGUGGCUUGGGUGCUUAAAGAAAAGGUGGCAUGGGUGGGGAGCGAUUCAGGAUGGCGAAUGGAAACGAGAGUAGUGAGGGGCCUGCGGGGUCCAUGUCAGCAGUGGUGGCUACAGCAGGAGGUAUGGUAGCAGAGAGUCCCUCCUCAGCUGUCUCUACCUAUAUUAAACUGGUGCUACUUGGGCUAAUCAUCUGCAUUAGCCUCGUGGGCAACCUGGUGGUAUCUCUGCUUGUACUGCGGGACCGGGCCCUGCACAAAGCACCUUAUUACUUUCUGCUGGACCUGUGCCUGGCAGACACGAUUCGUUCAGCCAUCUGCUUCCCGUUUGUGCUGGUGUCGAUAAAGAACGGCUCGGCUUGGACUUACAGUGUGCUGAGCUGCAAAGUGGUGGCCUUCAUGGCAGUGCUCUUCUGUUUCCACGCCGCCUUCAUGCUGUUCUGCAUCAGCGUUACGCGAUACAUGGCUAUCGCACACCACCGCUUCUACUCAAAGCGCAUGACAUUCUGGACAUGUGUGGCCGUGGUGUGCAUGGUGUGGACACUGUCUGUGGCGAUGGCUUUCCCACCAGUUUUUGACGUGGGCACCUACAAGUUCAUUCGUGAGGAGGACCAGUGCAUCUUUGAGCAUCGCUACUUCAAGGCGAAUGAUACAUUAGGCUUCAUGCUAAUGUUGGCUGUGCUCAUUCUGGCCACACACGUUGUCUACAUGAAGUUACUGCUUUUUGAAUACAAGCACCGCAAAAUGAAGCCGGUCCAGAUGGUACCAGCCAUCAGCCAGAACUGGACCUUUCAUGGGCCGGGGGCCACUGGCCAAGCAGCUGCUAACUGGAUUGCAGGCUUCGGCAGGGGCCCGAUGCCACCCACUUUGCUGGGAAUCCGGCAGAACUUGCACAACCAGAACCGGCGCCUGUUGGGCAUGGAGGAGUUCAAAGCAGAGAAGCAGCUCGGCAGGAUGUUUUAUGUGAUCACCCUGCUGUUCCUGGUGCUCUGGUCUCCCUACAUAGUGGCUUGCUAUUGGAGGGUGUUUGUCAAGGCUUGCACAAUACCGCACCGGUACCUCUCCACCACUGUGUGGAUGAGUUUUGCUCAAGCCGGCGUUAACCCCAUUGUUUGUUUCUUCCUUAACAAAGACUUGAAGAAAGGGCUCCUUUCCCAUCUACCAGCCUGCUGCAGGACUAAACCUCAUCUGCCACGAGAGCCUUAUUGCAUCAUGUAAGCAGAGAUGAUGAUGUGAACAUGGAGAAAAACCAAGGGCCAACCAACACAUACAUUGUGGGAGUCUUAACUUGAUUUAUCGUUGUGUUUGAUUCAAUGCAAGCUACUUAGGAGCAGUGGGUGUAAACUAGAGAGUGUACUGGUAAAAACACUGGAAUGGUAAGCAUGUACAUCUACCAACCCUUUUUUUUCUCAAAACAAGGAACAUAUAUGGAGUCAGACACUGACUUUUGACAAUGAGAAAAAUAGUUGAAUUGCGAAACAAGCUAAUAUUAAUGCUGUCACUGUGGAAAUCAAGCCAGACAAAAGAAAAAAAGAAAAAAAGCAUCAACAAAUUAUAUGAGCUGCUUCAGAAAGAAUGUCAAAAGUAGAUUGAAAGAGGUUGUUUUUCUAUGUUUUGGUGACCGAAGGGACACAAAGAAGCAACUUUUCUAGUCUAAAUUUCCUAAUGUGCUAGCUCACUCAGACAAGCCAGAUAAUGUUAUCUAUACAGUGACAGUGGAGAGGUGAGAGGAAGUGAGGUGGAGCGAUGCAACAAAGAUUGUAACCGGGGAUACUGCCAUUCAUCUUAACCCCUAAACCAUGAGGUUGACCCCUAACUGCAUAUUCUUCAUUAGUUUCUUUUUAGGAGCAAAAUGUUAAGAAUAUUCCUCAAAUCUUUGACCUUAAUGUAUUGAUUUUUGGAAACAAAACUCAGAUCCAAAGACAUUCUCACUUGGUUGUUAUUUUCACAUAUCGGGACACAAAGACUCAUCAGUUCAUUCAACGUAUAAAAUCUUAGUCAGUAAUAACUUGGAAUUUCAAAAUAUGUCACAUCUUGGCUUUAAAAUCUAAGUUAUUGUGUCUUAAAUAAAUGGAGACAACUUGGAAUUGGCAAGUUAAUCAAAGGCAGUAUCAGAACAUAAUGCUUUGUAUCAAUAACUGCUGAUAGAGGAAUAUAAUACUAUUAUUUUUGCCACAUUUGUGGCAGGAACUCCAACGAGCACCGAGCACCAGCCUUUAUGAGUGGGAUGAUGUAAUUUCUCACUCUCUCUCUGUUACUCCAACUCUCUGCAGACGGGGGCAGAAAUCCUACUGCGUUAGCCUGUGAUUCUGCACGUCAUUCAAAGACAAAAGAUAAAACAUGAUCAGCUUAGUUCAUCAGUUAAUAUAGGAAGUAGAGAUUUCGGGUGGACAGGAGCUUGUUAUAGGCUACAUUUUAUAACUGAAAAUUGUGCCCAGGUGUCCUUUUCUGUCUGAUCUUUGUACUUCCAAGUGUAACAAGGAUCAAACUGAGGAUGUCAUGGAAAUCUCCCAUGUCCAGAUGCCUAUAAUGCACGUGCCAGUGUCGUAGCACUCGAGUCAGGUUGAGCCAGAACUUGUGGCUUGACUCCAAUUUGUGCACUGAUGACUCAGACUCAGACUCAUGCAUCGACUGCAUAAUGAACCGUAUUUAUUAGGCAUAAAAUAUUAAAAUAUGAAUGCUUAUUAAAAUAGCAAAACCUUUAUUAAUUCAAGUGUGGGUACAUGUGGUUAGUAGGACUGAACCACUUACUUCAAUCGAUCAUUUUCUUCUAAUUUGAUCGUCAAAUGUUGGGUGUUACGUUUGGGUUUUCUUUGGGUUUCAUCUAUGACAGUAAAUUAAAUGUCUUUACUUUGAGGUCUGGGAAACACCAAUGGACCUUUUACUUUCUGAAAUGUAAUGAUCAAUGAUGAUUAUGAAGCAGCCAUUCACAAAUACACAGUUUACUCAUUAGUGUGCAUGUACAUGCAUUUGUUUGGUUAUUAAGUAAAAAAAAAAAGUUUUUCUUUUUGUAUGUCAGCUGUAAGUGGAGCCCUGGAGUCCAUCUUCUCACUAGACUAAGACUAAUAUGUAAUGGGAAAGCGACUUAGACUUGACUCCGAGUCUUUGAUAACUCAGACUUGAAGUUUAGUGACUCAACUACAACACUGGCUUGUGCUUUUUAAUACCCCCUCAUACACACACAUACAUUUGUUUUUACUUUAGAACAAAAGUGAUCAUGCGAUCUGCUAGUUAUGAGCAGAUUUUCAAGUCAAAAAUAGAGAAAUAAUACAGCACAUGACGGUGAAGGGCCGGCAACUGGAGAAAGAAUUCAUGACAAUAUGAAUGAGAUGUGAAUAAAAUACUUUUUCAAGGUGGUGGAGUGGAAGAAAAAGAAGACUUUUAAAGGACAGGAGAAAUAAGUGAUUAUAGAGAAAAGUGUUAUCACCAGCUCUGUAAACAAGACCUUAACCACCUCCGUCGUUAAGGUCUUGUUUUGCUCCACAUUAAAGUUCCAGUUGGAGCUGGUCAGUGUUUUAUUAGCAUCUCAUUCAUGCAACAAAAUGAGCUCAUGAAUCACGGGCAGUUACUGCCGUUUCAAAUGCAGCAGUUAAGUCUUCGUCCCGCUUAUAAUCUGUGGUCAUGUGAUCACACCAUUGGCUCAUUCAGCACAGAGAAACUGACGUGUUUGACUGAGUGAAUAAGAGACUAAAACUACCAUUAAAAACACACUUGGCAGAGGAAACAGAAUCAUCUAAAGAGAGGGAAUGGCUUGAUUCAGUGUGACAGAUAUGAGCGUUGUCUGGCACCAGUCUCCUCUGCACAUUUCCACUUUAGGGUAAAAACAAGAAAACUUCCAUCUGUUCCAAAUCGCGUUAUUGUCCUCACUCACUUGUGCUGUAAGGAAUUAUUUUCCCUGACUACAGACACAAUUUUGUUAGUAUUUUACACCUGGGAAAUAAUGUUUACUGAGGUUAGGAGAAGUGAAGGAAACUGCAGUUUGAAGAACAGCAGCUACAGAGUGAAAUGUGAAAGAUGCAAAGCACAGGUGAGACGGAAUCUGUUGCACUAAUUCAGUCCCUGUCCAAAAAUACAGGAUUCUCUAGAUUUCACAACACUCAAACUGAGCUUUAACCUGUCUGCAGCUGGUCCACAGAAGGUCGUCUCUGUCCAUUCCAGGACGCCAAAGUGGACUUUUUUUAAAGUCAAAACUUCCAACUUGCUAAACUGUCAAAACUUACGACAUAAUAGUGUGUUCCAGUUGUGCUCGCAAGUUGUAAUUUCACCAGUUUUCACCAGUUUGAAUUUAAAUUUGAACGCCCAUUGAAGUUUCAAUUUGUUGAGUCUUCAACUUUUUGAGAUCCACAUUCCCCAAAUUCAACAGAAAUGGGAAAAUAUUCUGUAAUUUAAGUAGACUGGUCGGAAGAAUUGGGAGAUACAUUAGUUGAAUAAAAAAAAAAUCUGCUAGAUUAAUUUGUUGGUACAGCCCUACUGAAAUCACAAUUAAAGACAGCUGCUUCAAGCGUUCAACUUUUGUUUUACAAUUUAAUUUUUUUCUCACAUACUUUUUGUCCAAUUCAAUAACUUGUACACACGAGACUAUCAUGCAGAUGUCUGUGUUUUUAAUGUAUAAAUUACCGCAUAAAGUGUUCAGAAAACAGAUUGGAUUAGUUUGCUAAUUAGUCAGACAACUAGUUGUGAUGUUGUGGAGCUCUGUGGAAACUGGAACACACUUAACUCAUGACAUGACGUUGAUCCUACAGAGUCAUGACGUUUGAGGCAACUGUAACACACUAUAAUUACUCCAACAAAAUUCAGUUUGAAUCAUGAAACAGAGCCAUGAUGGCCGCCGCCGCCUGGUGCCGAUCUGGAGUCCAUGUCAGGUUGACGUUCAGAUCCUAAUGUUUGAUUUAAAUCGUCAUUGUUUUACUCAGACCAGUGAAGCGGUGGCGACGAAGCAGCAGACUCUACUUUAUUCUUUUGCACAAAUUAAAUCAAAACUGUGCUUCUUCCUUGUUUUUAUCCUCUGAAUGACUUGUAACUUGAGGUGCAGUUAAGGUGGAAGUAGAUUGUAUUUAUUGUCAGUGAAUGUCUAAAAACAUGACUUGAGGGCAGUGUUGUU